Messenger RNA from Paramuricea clavata, 660 nucleotides. NCBI's taxonomy places the organism in Eukaryota, Metazoa, Cnidaria, Anthozoa, Malacalcyonacea, Plexauridae. The record is from the annotation of a GenBank genome assembly.
AUGUCGAGGGAAGCUUCAGAUGUCGUUGCUGCUGUUGUGGUUGUUGUUGACGCUGAAGCUUCAGAUGUCGUUGCUACUGUUGUGGUUGUUGUUGACGCUGAGGCUUCAGAUGUCGUUACUGCUGUUGUGGCUGUUCAUGCUGAGACUUCAUAUGUUGUUGCUGCUGUUGUGGUUGUUGUUGAUGCUGUUGUUGUUGAUGUAGAGGCUUCAGAUGUCGUGGCUGUUGUUGACGCUGUGGCUUCAGAUGUCGUUGCUGCUGUUGUUGAUGCUGAGACUUCAGGUGUUGUUGCUGCUGUCGUGGUUAUUGUUGCUGCUGUUGUGGUUGUUGUUGAUGUUGAGGCUUCAGAUGUUGUUGCUGCUGUUGUGUUUGAUCGCACGAGUCUUAAAAUGGGCAGCCUUUUUUUUCCGUCGACUUUCUUGAGUGUCACAAACAUGGCAAUCCACAGCACCCGUUCAAAACGUCUCAAAUUACUAUUCAAGAUGGGCGCCGUUUCAAGAGCGAGAGAUGUGUAUUCGAAAAGUCUAAUCUCUUUGCAGCACAUAUUUGACUCGAGUGUUUUGGUUAUUAUUAUUGCCGAAAAAACACCUAAUUUGGGCGCCGUUUCAGGAGCCAGGGAUGAGCAUUCGAGACGUGUAAUCUCGUUUGCAGCACUGAUUUGA